Messenger RNA from Penicillium daleae, 408 nucleotides. RefSeq lists its product as uncharacterized. Bases 1 to 408 code for a protein of 135 amino acids. The record is from RefSeq and is a predicted model, not a curated record. Lineage: Eukaryota; Fungi; Ascomycota; Eurotiomycetes; Eurotiales; Aspergillaceae. The transcript is spliced from 2 exons.
AUGGGCCAGCCAAAACCUCCUCCACCACCAACCUCGGCCAGUUGCACGCUAGCGAGGAGAGAUCUAUGUUAUCAUGAACAGAACCCUGCGCCACCAAAACUGGCCCUAUCAGUCUCUGUGAAUGAGAGGAGCUCUGAUGCUCGCACUGCGACUGAAAUCGCGCUUGGCCGUGUUGACUUUUCACUAACGAAUGGUCCGAGGCACGUCCGAAUCCAGCUUCCUUGGUCGAAUGGCUCUGGCUCAUGGAUUCGCGCCCGCUGCGGCUCUCUGGAGCCCGGGGACUCGGUCGGAAACCUUCCACGCUCCGGAAUCAUUCUUCCGAUCGACAUGUUCGAUUCUACGCGCUGGUUUGACACGCUAAGCGGGAGCUUUACCGACGUUGUGACUGAUCGUCGCGGCCAGCGCUGA